AUGAGAUUUUUUAAACCCAAAAAAGAUCCAACAUUAGACGAAACUUAUGGUUACUUAGAAAAAAAUGUAAAGAACAUUGAUGAAAAUAUUGAAAAGUAUAACAAAGAACUAAAUAUAAUUAAACAAAAAAUUGAAGAGGAGAAGAAAAAAAAUCCUGUUAAUAAAUAUGCUAUUGAUAAUUUAAGAACUAAAGCUGCAAAUAUAAUAAAGAAAAAAAGAAUAUACGAAAGUAAUAAAGAAAACACACUUGGAAUUCAAUUUAAUAUAGAUCAAAUAAAAUUCGCAAAUGACAAUGUUCAAAUGUCUAUUGAUACAUGCAAAGCUUUAAAAAAUACAAGCAAAAUAUUAAAAAAAAACAUUAAAAAAGUUAAUAUCAGUAAGAUAGAAAAAUUACAAGAUGAUAUUCAUGAUUAUAUUGAGGAGGCAAAAGAAAUUGGAGAAAUUCUAUCCUCAUCCUACGAGAUACCUGUAGAUUUAGAUGAAAAUGAAAUUGAUGCUGAACUCUCUUUAAUAGAAGAUAGUAUACUAGAUGAAAAUUUAGAAGGAGAAAACAUAACUAAUUAUUUAGAAAAUGAGAAUGAAAAUGAAAAAAUGUUACAAGAAGAAGCAUCUGUGACUGAAAAAAGUGAUCCAACUAUUCAAAAUGAAGUAAAACAUACAGAAAAAUAUUUUACACAAAAAGAAAGCUAA
This is a messenger RNA of Plasmodium gallinaceum, 690 nucleotides long. Its product is annotated as vacuolar-sorting protein SNF7, putative. Gene Ontology annotation, cellular component: multivesicular body. Gene Ontology annotation, biological process: late endosome to vacuole transport via multivesicular body sorting pathway; vesicle budding from membrane. The record is from RefSeq and is a predicted model, not a curated record. The transcript has 3 exons. NCBI's taxonomy places the organism in Eukaryota, Apicomplexa, Aconoidasida, Haemosporida, Plasmodiidae. The coding region runs from base 1 to 690 and encodes 229 amino acids.